AUGUCAAUAUUCCGCCAUUGGCCCGAGCUCUGCAAGGAGAUCGAAGAAGAGCAGUAUGACUGCUGGAUGUCCGACUACAGGCACUCGGGCCAGCACAUCUACGGCCCUAACCCGCCAAGCUUCAAUGAUCCCGAGAACACCGUUGGACGCAACGGCCCCCACGUUGCGUUUAUGCAAAGCCGUUGCAAACCUAGAUUCUGA
Letharia columbiana is the source of this 201-nucleotide messenger RNA. RefSeq lists its product as uncharacterized. NCBI's taxonomy places the organism in Eukaryota, Fungi, Ascomycota, Lecanoromycetes, Lecanorales, Parmeliaceae. The record is from RefSeq and is a predicted model, not a curated record. Bases 1 to 201 code for a protein of 66 amino acids. The transcript has a single exon.